UAAUGACAAGUGAUCGGUGCCCUUAUCUCUAUUAAACAGUAGUUUCAGCAUCAGGACCAGACGGCAGUCUUUUAUAUUUUAUUACCGGAUACUCGAUCGACAAACAAACAUUUAAUCUUAUAUUUCAUGCUUCAUACAUAUAUAUAUAUAUAUAUAUAUAUGUUGAGAGUUACAACACAUUUCACCAUCAAAACCCCCGAAACAGAGAAAGAAGAAAAAAAUCAAAGAAUGAUGAGCUCACCAUCAAAUUCAAUCACACAACUCUUCAAAAACAAACCUGUGAAACAUGACCACAUUAUCCCGCUAGACUUCACCAGCGUCAAAACCCUACCGGAUUCUCACGUCUGGUCGGCCCCGAGCCCGCUUCCGGAACCAGAGGCUCUGUCCAUCCCAGUCCUGGACAUGAACCACGCGGUCAGGCCUUCGCUUCUCCGGCAGGCCUGUGAGGAAUGGGGAGUGUUCCAGGUCAUUAACCAUGGUGUUUCCGAGAAGUUGCUUCUGAAUGUCGAGUACCAAACAAGGAGGCUGUUUUCGCUGCCCAUGCAGCGGAAGAUCCUAGCCGUCCGAUCGCCGGACGAGAGCACUGGGUACGGCCUGGCUCGUAUCUCGAUGUUCUACGACAAGUUUAUGUGGUCGGAAGGGUUUUCCGUCAUGGGAUCAUCAUCUGUCCGACACGCCAAACUGUUGUGGCCUAAUGAUCACAAAAUCUUUAGUGAUGUGAUGGAAGAAUACCAGAAGGCUAUGGAGACCCUAGGUCGAAGACUCAUCUGCAUGUUGAUGGACUCACUUGGACUGGCCCAAGAAGACGUAGGUUGGACCGUACCGGACAGAACCGGGUCAAGACCGGAAAUUCAACCCUUUUUGCAGCUGAAUUCAUACCCGGUCUGUCCUGAACCGGAUCUAGCCAUGGGGUUGGCCCCUCACACCGACUCAUCCCUCUUCACCAUCCUUCACCAAGCCAACAUCCCAGGCCUACAGAUCCAAAGAUCAGAAAGAGGCGGAGCUUGGAGCACUGUGGACCCCAUCCCCGGAGGUCUUGUCGUGAUAAUGGGCGACGUGUUCCACAUGCUAUCAAACGGACGGUUCAAUAACGUAAUGCACCGCGUGGUCGUGAACAGCACGCGCCACCGUGUCUCCGCCGCGUAUUUCUACGGACCGCCGAGGAGCGUGACGGUGGGACCGUCGUCAAAAUUGAUCGACGAGGAUCGCCCUCGGAUGUAUCGGGAUGUGAGUUGGGGCGAGUAUCUCGAGACGAAAGCGACUUACUUUGACAAGGCUUUGGCUUUGUUUCGUCUUUGUUGAAGAAAAUAUCUUGUGGAACCGUGGAGUAUGUACUUUUAAUAAAUUUGAGGUUGUCGUC
Messenger RNA from Tarenaya hassleriana, 1360 nucleotides. Its product is annotated as gibberellin 3-beta-dioxygenase 3. The transcript has 3 exons. The record is from RefSeq and is a predicted model, not a curated record. Lineage: Eukaryota; Viridiplantae; Streptophyta; Magnoliopsida; Brassicales; Cleomaceae. Gene Ontology annotation, biological process: gibberellin biosynthetic process; response to light stimulus. Gene Ontology annotation, molecular function: gibberellin 3-beta-dioxygenase activity. The coding region runs from base 127 to 1302 and encodes 391 amino acids.